This is a messenger RNA of Epinephelus fuscoguttatus (brown-marbled grouper), 612 nucleotides long. It is a transcript of the gene scpp9, whose product is annotated as secretory calcium-binding phosphoprotein 9. The record is from RefSeq and is a predicted model, not a curated record. Bases 9 to 440 code for a protein of 143 amino acids. The transcript is spliced from 6 exons. Lineage: Eukaryota; Metazoa; Chordata; Actinopteri; Perciformes; Serranidae.
UGGGAGGGAUGGGAGGUAUGAUGGCAAACAGAGGAGUAAACCCAGGGAUGAUGGCUGGAGGCCUGAACCCACCCAUGGUUGCUGGUGGUGGGGCUGGUUUCAUCGGGCAGCCGCAGUUUGCUCAGUUUGUUCCUGGAGUUUCUGCUUAUGCUGCACCGGCCCCCAUUCCCCAAGUGUACGCUGUCCCUGCAGUCGGUGGGUUUCCUUAUAUGGGAGCUCCUCAGGUGGCACAAAUGGCUCCUCAGCAGCCUCUGAUGGGGAUAACGGGUGGCGCAAUGCAACAGCAGCCUCCUCUUCAGCCUGAUCCACUCAGAAGAUUCAGGCGUCAGAUUAUGAAACAGAACAACCCCUUGAAGACCACUGUGGAUACUCAGAUUCCAGCUCCUACUGGCACAACAACCACAACCCCUCCCUGUGACGAUCAUCAUGACGAUUAUUAAGAUGAUAAUCUCAACAAAUGAAUCAAUCUAAUAUGCAAUAAUGAUCACUGUGAUAAUAAAACUUGAAUGAUGUGAUUUUGUCUCGCUAAUCACCGAUGACUGUGGAAGCUGUGUGUGUGUUAUGUGUUCUUUUAAAACCAACUUCAGACUGAAUCAUAGUGAUGUACUGUUC